Anopheles maculipalpis is the source of this 1423-nucleotide messenger RNA. RefSeq lists its product as uncharacterized. The record is from RefSeq and is a predicted model, not a curated record. The transcript has 7 exons. Gene Ontology annotation, molecular function: zinc ion binding. Gene Ontology annotation, cellular component: nucleus. Bases 47 to 1423 code for a protein of 458 amino acids. NCBI's taxonomy places the organism in Eukaryota, Metazoa, Arthropoda, Insecta, Diptera, Culicidae.
CACCAUCCCCAACGCGGUUCGUUGCAUUUGCGUCACCAGCUUCCGGAUGGCAAAGUUACGCAGCAUCUUCAAAAAACACCUGAUCCCUAAUCUGGAGCGCAAAUGUCGCCUGUGCCUGUCGGAUAAGGAAAUCGUACAGUCAAUAUUUCAGUCGGAAAACAGUAAGGAAACGACCGACACGCUUGUGGAGAAAAUAUUCGAAUGUACCGCAAUUAUGCUCUCCAAAGAUUACGACUUUCCGUCACCCAUAUGCGAGGACUGUGCGUUAAAGUUGGACGAGUUCUUGCUUUUCCGGACGAAAUGUUUGCGUAGUAACGAGAUUUAUCGUUUCAAUCGGCUUCACAAGCAACGGUUGCUCUUCACUAGGAAACCGCCACCGUUGCACGAGGACGGUGCUGCUGGCGAUAAACCGGAUACAGAAUCGACUGCAUCGACGGAUGAACCGGAGGCUGGUGGGGUUUGUAAUGCCGAGGAAGCGGUGGUUCCUCUAGCUUACCCAGUUCCCACGGUCGUUAUUGCUGAGGCAAGUGCAUCGAGUAGCUCCGAGCAAAGUCGCACGGUUAUAGAGACGGAACAGCAUGGAACUGAUGUGACAGAGAUGGAAUCUGCGAUGGCAAACGGUGUAGAGGAGGAACCAGAAGAGGCUUUAUCAUCCAUGCAACGCCAACCGGAUACAGAUACGGAAUGUAAUGGCAAUCAUCGAGGAUCCUCCUCGGGGAUUGAUGAACCAGACGAUGAGCGUAUUCCGAAGUGGAAAGCACCGCCUGAUCCGGACGAUAGUGAAAGCACUGGUAGACUUUCUCCCGCACCUGUGGUACUUCUCGUGGAUGAAACGGACACUACCGUUAGCGAAGCAGAGGAUGGUGAAGAGGUGAUACUUCUUCCUGCCGAACUUCUGGAUGCUUGCAGUACGGGUGAGGAGCAACAAUUCGAAGACAUCGGUGGUGUGAAAUUUCCAAUCGAAACGAUCGAACAGUUAGAGCAGCUGGAACGAUUGGUCCGAUCGUGCGAUACUGCAAGGGAACGCUAUAUAAACAUCCUCCGGCGGUUGAAAACACACGAUACCUCGCUCAGUGACACAUAUCAACGGUUGUUCGCGGAUAGGCUGCUGAUCCACUAUAACUAUGAUGGCAUCUCGCCCAAGUACAACAAGCGACCACUAAAAACGUUGUUACUAUUCACCGAAUGUAUGGCUGUGGCCUGGGAGGACCAUAUGGAUGUCGGUAGGAUAAGAGAAGCUGUAAUAGAGGCUGUGAGAAAAUCCCAUAAUCGUUACAAUCAGUACAACCAUCGUAAGCUACGAAUGGUUAUAGCUGGAGAUCCCCCAUUGAAAAGUGAUUGGCCCAUCGAUGGCCAGAAGGAUGGUAAAGCAACAACUGCCAGCUUGCGUUUGAUCCCAGGAAUCGCGAAAGCCCGCAAUUAG